AUGGACUUUGGGGGUUCACCACUGACUCCCACUCCUUUCAGGUGCACCUGUAUGCGUCACUUUACACAGAAGAGCGCCUACACCAAACAUCAAUGUUUGUGUAUGCAAGGGAAGAAGCAAUUACUUUCUGCUUUAUCCAAAGCCAAAGACCUUUUGGACUUUGCCAAACGGUUGCGAGUGGACGGCAGUGGCAGACUGUAUGCCUGCCUUAGCACGACAUCUUCAAGUGUACAGCCCCACCACCCAUGUGACCUGUCUCUGUCCGCAAACCAGGUUAAUGAAGGAUCUGUUGCAGGGCCUUCCAACACUGACUCAAACCUGUCGGAAAUGCACCCCCAAAAGGAGGUUUCCUGUACAGCUUUCUUGUCGCUCAAUACUAAUUCAGGUGCUACACCUAUGGUGACAGAUGAUGACGAAGGCCUAUCACUGGCACAGCGGAGAAGCCGACAUGUUGAUGUCCCCAUGCCACUGCGUUACAGGCAGUACGAGGACACUCUUCCACAACCUCCCCCAAGUGUUUUGUUUAGCCAUACUGCCCUGCCACCAGAUCCCAACCCACCAGAAAAUCGCACUCAUCUUUCCACCGGUACUCGUACUUCGUUUCGGGGUCCUCCUUUCCGUACGGCUAAGAAUGUCUUCGGACUAGUACACCAGUUUUUCUCAUCAACCCCCCCCCCCCCCCCGUCUCACGACCCUGAAGAAGCUGUGAUGCUGCAAGACAUCAGCUCUGUCCCGGCUGUCACUCCAGCAGAGCCAGAUGCCCCCUGUGUGCCUCAUGACCUUACAUUUCACCCAUACCCCAACUGGUCUUCUUUUGAGCUCGGCCACUGGUACUGGAAUGGUGGCAUGCAGAAGUCUCAUCAGGACUUUAAGGAGUUGAUUGAUGUUGUUGGCGAUUCACAUUUUGAUCCUGACAAAGUGCGGAGUACACCAUGGGACAGGAUCAACUUGACAUUAGGUGCGAGUCAUGAUGAUGAAGAGGAAAACGAAUGGGAGGACGAGGAUGCGGGCUGGCGUAAAACCGAAGUCACCAUUGAAGUGCCUUUCUCUUGGACCACAGCCCAGCCAGGUUCUUGCCCGUAUGUGGCAGCAGACCUUUACCAUAGACCUCUCAUCUCCGUCAUUCGGGAAAAGCUCUUGAAUGCUCAGGAUGAUGAGCUUUUCCAUUAUGAGCCUUACGAGCUACAAUGGAGUGCUCCCCAUCUUCCCCAUGAAGUACACAUUCAUAGUGAACUGUACGCUUCACCAGCCUAUAUGCAUGCACACCGCGAGCUUCAGGAAUCUCCUGGAGAGCCAGGAUGUAACUUACCCUGUGUGGUUGUUGCACUUAUGUUUUGGUCAGAUGCUACGCACCUGACAACAUUUGGUAAUGCGAGGCUAUGGCCGGUGUAUAUGUACUUCAGUAAUGAAUUGAAAAUACCGCUAUUGUAA
This is a messenger RNA of Suillus subalutaceus, 1431 nucleotides long. RefSeq lists its product as uncharacterized. The transcript has a single exon. The record is from RefSeq and is a predicted model, not a curated record. Lineage: Eukaryota; Fungi; Basidiomycota; Agaricomycetes; Boletales; Suillaceae. Bases 1 to 1431 code for a protein of 476 amino acids.